Molecule: messenger RNA, 1236 nt
Organism: Lolium perenne
Lineage: Eukaryota; Viridiplantae; Streptophyta; Magnoliopsida; Poales; Poaceae
Product: oxygen-dependent coproporphyrinogen-III oxidase, chloroplastic
Cellular component (GO): cytoplasm; chloroplast stroma
Molecular function (GO): coproporphyrinogen oxidase activity
Source: RefSeq, a predicted model, not a curated record
AUGGAGAAGGAGACGCCGCAGACCGCGCCGCCGCCGACCUUCCUCCGCGGGGAGGAGGCUUCGUCGUCGUCAGCGCGCGCGCGGUUCGAGCGCUUGAUCCGGCGGGUGCAAGCGGAGGUGUGCGCGGCGCUCGAGGCGGUUGAGGAGGGCAGCGGCGGCGGCGUCGGCGAUGGGGUGUUCCGGGAAGACGCGUGGACUCGCCCGGGCGGCGGCGGCGGCAUCAGCCGCGUGCUGCAGGGUGGACGCGUGUUCGAGAAGGCCGCCGUGAACGUUUCCGUCGUCUACGGCGUCAUGCCCCCCGAAGCGUACCGCGCGGCGAGGCCCGACGCGGCGGCGGGCGCGGAGAAGGCCGGCCCCGUGCCCUUCUUCGCCGCCGGAGUUAGCUCGGUUAUCCAUCCAAACAACCCCUUUGCUCCAACAAUGCAUUUCAAUUACCGAUAUUUCGAGACAGAGGCAUCACAAGAUACUCCUGGGGCACCCAGACAAUGGUGGUUUGGAGGCGGUACGGACUUGACGCCAUCCUACAUCAUCGAAGAGGAUAUCAAGCAUUUUCAUGGUGUUCAGAAAGAAGCAUGCGAUAAGUUUGAUCCAACUUUUUACCCAAAAUUCAAGAAAUGGUGUGAUGACUACUUUCAUAUCAAGCAUCGUGGUGAACGCCGUGGGGUGGGCGGAAUAUUCUUUGAUGAUCUUAGUGACCGUGAUCAAGAAACGGUUCUUGAUUUCGUUACAGAGUGCGCAGAGUCUGUAAUUCCUGCAUACAUCCCCAUCAUAGAACGUCGGAGAGAUACUCCAUUUACAGAAAAACACAGGGCAUGGCAGCAGCUACGGAGAGGUCGGUAUGUGGAAUUCAACCUUGUCUAUGAUCGUGGCACCACAUUUGGCCUGAAGACUGGAGGAAGGAUCGAGAGUAUCCUUGUUUCCCUUCCUCUGACCGCACGGUGGGAGUAUGAUCAUAAACCGGAAGAAGGGACUGAAGAAUGGAAACUUCUUGAUACGUGCAUCAAUCCAAAGGAGUGGAUCUGAUUGGUUGGAAGUGCUUGUUCUUUAUUUUUUUGUUUGCUAAUACCUGACUUUAUUUUGAAGUGUCUUCUAUGCGUAGAUUUUGCGUAUUUGGUGUGAUUUUCUGUAGUAAGCUUUAGAGUUUUUCAAGCUUGGUGAAAUACGUGUUUGUGUAAUUUGUCUAAACGAAAAAUAUUUAUUCUUGUUUCUGAAAAUAAAAUCCAUCUGUUCAAGUGA